UUUUAUGUGAGCCCUAGCAAAUACACAGCCUUUAGAACACCGUAAAACCAUCAGUGAGACUGCCAGAGAACCAGCGAGCGCAGCCGCCGCCAUGGCCGACUAUUCGGAGCCAAACACGUCGCAUUCCUCCGCCGCCGACGAGGCCAAGAAGAGAAAGCGCAAGCGAAACAGACCCAAGAAGCCCUCCGAGUCUUCUGAGGCCCCCAACCCCAACGAAACCCAAGUAGAAGAUGAAAAAGAAGAAGAAGCAGAGGAGAUUCAGAAGAUAGAGGAUAAUAAGAAGGAUAAGAGGAAGAAGAAGGAGAAGAAGAACAGAGAGAAACCGAAACCACAAGAAGAAGAAGAAGAAAAUGGCGAGGAAGAGGAAGAGAAAGAGGAAGAGGAAGAGGAAGAGGAGGGGAAGAAGAAGAAGGUGAAGAGUAGUGGUGUUGGGUAUGGGAUUAUGAGCACAGAGGCUUUCACUUCAUUGGGAUUGUCUGAGCCCACUUUGAAGGCCAUUAACGAGAUGGGUUUUCAGCAUAUGACUCAGAUUCAAGCCGGAGCUAUCCCUCCACUUCUGGAAGGAAAAGAUGUUCUCGGAGCUGCCAGGACAGGUUCUGGUAAAACGCUUGCUUUUCUAAUACCGGCCGUGGAAUUGUUGCACCACACGCACUUUACUCCACGUAAUGGUGUUGGAGUUUUGAUUAUUUGCCCAACAAGAGAGCUUGCAAUACAGACCCACGCUGUGGCAAAGAACCUUCUCAAACAUCAUUCACAGACACUUGGCGUAGUUUUUGGUGGUGCGGCUAGAAGAGGGGAAGCAGAGCGUAUUGUAAAAGGGGUAAAUUUAUUGGUGGCGACUCCAGGUCGUCUUAUUGACCAUCUUCAAAACACAAAAGGGUUUAUAUAUAAAAAUCUAAAGUGUCUUGUGAUAGAUGAAGCUGACAGGAUACUGGAAACAAAUUUUGAGGAAGAAAUGAAGCAAUUAAUCAAGAUUCUACCGAAGACUAGGCAAACGGCUUUAUUCUCAGCAACCCAAACACGGAAGGUUGAAGAUCUUGCUCGCUUAUCUUUCCAGACAAAACCAAUCUAUGUUGGCGUGGAUGAUCGUAGAACUAAGGUUACCAAUGAAGGGCUGGAACAAGGCUAUUGUGUUGUGCCUUGUGCCAAGAGAUUUAUACUUCUGUAUUCUUUCCUAAAAAGUCAUCUCUCUCAAAAAAUUAUGGUCUUUUUCUCUUCAUGUAACUCGGUCACAUUCCACAGUGAGCUUCUAAGAUAUAUUCAGGUCCCUUGCUUUGAUAUCCAUGGAAAGCAAAAGCAGCAAAAGAGAACAAAUACAUUUUUUGAAUUCUGCGGAGCAGAGAAAGGAAUUUUGCUAUGUACUGAUGUUGCUGCUCGUGGACUGGAUAUACCUGCCGUGGACUGGAUUGUUCAGUAUGAUCCUCCUGAUGAUCCAAAGGAAUAUAUUCAUAGGGUUGGUCGAACGGCUCGUGGGGAAGGUGCAAAAGGAAAGGCGCUGCUGUUUCUCAUUCCUGAAGAGUUGCAAUUUCUUAAGUAUCUCAAGGCAGUGAAAGUUCCUGUUAAAGAGUGUCUAUUCAGUCAGAAGAAACUUCGUAAUGUGAAGUCUCACCUGGAGAAAUUGGUGGCUAAUAACUACUAUUUGAACAAAUCCGCAAAAGACGCCUACAGAUCCUAUAUCUUAGCCUACAAUUCACACUCUAUGAAGGACAUUUUCAAUGUGCACUGCCUUGAUAUGCAGGCGGUUGCUGCAUCUUUCUGCUUUUCCAACCCACCCAAAGUGAGCUUGAAUAUAGACAGCAGCGCCUCAAAGUUUCGGAAGAAGAUGCGGAAAGUCGAAGGAAGGCGACACGGAUUCAGCAGCGACAAUCCUUAUGGUAACAGGAAGCAGUAAAGAUGGUCGUGUAAGACAUGCUUAUACGUUAGGUACUGGCAGAUCUUGUGCCUUUGCGGCUCUGCAAAAAUUUUGUUAGGAGAUCUUUGUUUAUUUGAGUCUCGAAUGUCUUUUCUUUACACAGAUUUAUAGUUUUUCGUUUUCUGCUGCUGAAAUUAAGUCGAGGAGAUGAUGUUCAAACGAAAAUUUCGAUUCAUU
Morus notabilis is the source of this 2089-nucleotide messenger RNA. RefSeq names its product DEAD-box ATP-dependent RNA helicase 51. NCBI's taxonomy places the organism in Eukaryota, Viridiplantae, Streptophyta, Magnoliopsida, Rosales, Moraceae. Gene Ontology annotation, cellular component: nucleolus. Gene Ontology annotation, molecular function: nucleic acid binding; RNA helicase activity; ATP binding. The coding region runs from base 92 to 1891 and encodes 599 amino acids. The transcript has 12 exons. Gene Ontology annotation, biological process: maturation of LSU-rRNA from tricistronic rRNA transcript (SSU-rRNA, 5.8S rRNA, LSU-rRNA). The record is from RefSeq and is a predicted model, not a curated record.